GCCUACUAGUAGAGGUCAGGCAGGCAGGGAGACAGGCAGGCAGAGGGGAAGCCGGUGGAUGUUUUUAAGAGUUUGCUUAUCUGACACUGACAACAGGAUGAGAAGCUGAGCGAGGGAGCAGAGAGAGGGGAGUAAAACAUGGAGGGAGCAGCAUUAACUACAGUCAAUUUACACAGCAGACACAGGAGAGACAGGCACUGGUUACCUUGAGAGAGGUAAAAAAAAAACAGAGAGAGAGAGAGAAGACAAGAGAGAGAAAAAAGGCAAACAGUCCACUUUGUCCAUUCUGUCCAAAGGAGCGGGAGCGAGAGCCGAGGGAUCGUAACACUGGAGCUCAAGGAUAAACCAUGGACUCUGCAUACAUCCCACCACACCUGGACGUCCACCAUGUUCCCUGCUAACCUCCUGCUCCUCAUGGUCCUGCUGCUACCUCAAGCCUCGUCUGGUCACCAGGGUGAAGACACCAGUAAGAUCGACCAUGACAGGGUGUCUCCGAUGCCUUCCUCCUUGUCGCUCCCACCGGCUGGUUCCCUCCUGAAGCCCAGUCUGGCUCAGACCAUCCAAAGUCUCCUCCUGAGUCGACUGGGCCUGCAGUCACAGCCCAACCCACGGCCUGGAGUGCCGGUGCCCCGGUACCUCCUGGAUCUUUACCGCUUUCACCAGCAGCAGUACCAUCUAGUCGAGGACCCUUUAUUUAGCUUCCCCAGCCAUCACAUCCAGCAGGCUAACACCGUACGCAGCUUUCACCACAAUGAGCCCCUUGGAGACGGUCCCAUAGCAGAGGAUCGUAAGAGGGUGCACAUCUCCUUCAAUAUUUCCUCCAUCCCUCAGGAUGAGAGGGUGCUCUCUGCUGAGCUUCGUCUCCUCCGCAGUGAAAGAGCCUCCCUGGGCCCAGGAGCCCACAGACUAAACCUAUACCUCUCUGAGCACCAUGAGGACCCUGAGCCCACUCUGCUGGAGACAAGGUUACUCACCACUGGCCUCCACAGUCAUAAAGCAAGUGGUUUCUGGGAGGCUUUUAGCCUAAAUACAGAGCUCCUCCAUCAGGCCUUUGCUGGGACUGGCAGCCUUGGCUUCCUCCUGGAAGUCAGACCUGAGAACAGCAACACCUCACUCCCUGAACAGGAAGAGAAACACAAAGAAGAACACCUGAGGGUGCGCAGGUCCGUGGGUCAGGAUGAGCACAGCUGGGCUCAGGAGAGACCCCUCUUGGUGACUUACAGUCAUGACGGGCGUGGAGAGCCUUUAGUCAAACAUGGCAGGAGGACCCCCGGUGGUGGCCAGAGGAUGAGAGGGAGAAAAGGGACAAUAGAGAGGGCCAGGAGCAGCAGCAAGGGCCGCAAUAGAGACCAAGCCUGGGGGAGGGCCAAAAAAAUGGGGUAUACAGCGCCAGGCUGGGGGGGUGAUAAAGGUGGGCUCAACUGGAGUGAAAGCGGAAGAGUGAAAAGAAAUAAUGGCCGUGCUGCGAAACUGAAACGCCUUUCCCGCAACAGAUGUCGCCGUCAUCCUUUAUAUGUAGAUUUCAACGAUGUGGGCUGGCACAAGUGGAUCAUUGCACCCAGCGGCUACGACGCCUUCUUCUGCCUGGGAGAGUGUCGCUUUCCUCUGGCCGACCACAUGAACUCCUCUAGCCACGCCAUGGUGCAAACUCUGGUAAACUCAGUGAAUGGAGCAGUACCCCGAGCCUGUUGCGUCCCCACCUCCCUCAGCCCCAUUGCCCUGCUCUACCUGGAUCCUCAAGACAGAGUGGUGCUGAAGAAUUACCAAGACAUGGUGGUGGAGGGCUGCGGCUGCCGGUAGUGGGCCAGUGCACUCAUGCAGAGAAAGCCAGACAUGGAUGAAGGAGCAUCGAGGGAAUAGGAGAAAGACAGAAGCAUGAAAUGGCAGAUGGUGGGAAGAAGAUACUGUAGAAGCUAGCUAACUGCAAACAGACAUAGAGACUGAUACAGACAAAUGUAGCAGCAUAAGAAGGAUGAGCGGAGAGGGGGGAGAUAAGGGAAUGUAUACAGCAGCUAAAUCAUCAUUAUCAGGAGCAGGAAAAAAGACAUAGAGAAAGAAAAAUAGUAAGAGAAACAGACACAGGCAGGAUAAAUGAUUAGACAAUAAGAAAGAGGAAGACAUGCAAGCAGAAAUGUGGUCAACACAAGAAAACUGCCAGGAAUUACUUUUCACGUUUUCCCAUUUAGCGAUGACGCAACUGUGCACACUGAGGGGCCCUCACAUGAGAAGCCAGUUCUUUAACAUCAGAGCAUGUCUAUUCUGUAUUCCAGUGUUUGCCACUCAUCUCACUCUCACGCGAUU
Micropterus dolomieu (smallmouth bass) is the source of this 2301-nucleotide messenger RNA. RefSeq names its product bone morphogenetic protein 16 (gene bmp16). Lineage: Eukaryota; Metazoa; Chordata; Actinopteri; Centrarchiformes; Centrarchidae. Gene Ontology annotation, biological process: SMAD protein signal transduction; BMP signaling pathway. The coding region runs from base 388 to 1800 and encodes 470 amino acids. Gene Ontology annotation, molecular function: growth factor activity; cytokine activity. Gene Ontology annotation, cellular component: extracellular region. The transcript is spliced from 3 exons. The record is from RefSeq and is a predicted model, not a curated record.